UGAGUGCUUUUUAGCCUCUGAAAAUACCAGACAUUUGGGGGUUUGAAAGAGUACUAGACUAUUUUCCUCACAAACAAACAAUGGCUGUGGAUGUAGCAAUGCAGCUAUACCUAUGUUCUUCACCCCUGCGAAGAGAGAGGCGUGCCUGCAAAAUUGCUCCAAAGCCAAGCAAGCCAUUGCGACCCUGCAUCCAGCUAAGUAGCAAGACAGAGGUGAGUGGACCAGAAGAGGCAGCAAACUCCUUCACACACAACAAGGUGAAGAAGAGAGUGUCGUUUGCAGAUAGCAGAGGCCUUGCUCUGACAAUGGUGAAGGUGUUCUCAGAAUUCGACGAUCCACUUGAUAUUCCAUUAAACAUCACCGAGCUGAUAGACAACCUUGUGGGCCUGACAACAGUGGAGAGGGACAGCUUUGUCCUGGAUUUCAUUCAGCCCUCUGCAGACUAUCUGGACUUCAGAAACCGUCUCCAGGUAGACUGUGUCUGUCUUGAAAACUGCAUGCUAAAGGAUCGAUCCAUUGUGGGAACAGUGAAGGUGAAGAACCUUGCCUUUGAAAAGACCGUGAAGGUCAGGAUGACAUUUGACACCUGGAAAAGCUUUGUAGAUUACCCAUGCCAGUAUGUCAAGGAUACAUAUGGAGGGUUGGAUCGGGACACAUUCUCCUUUGACAUCAGCUUGCCUGAGGGGAUUCAAUCCCAUGAAAAAGUUGAGUUUGCCAUCUCGUUUGAGUGCAGUGGGAAGGUGUACUGGGACAGCAACAGGGGCACAAAUUACCGAAUCAUACGAUCAGAACUGAAGUCUGCCCAGGAAGCUGUCUGUCCUCCACAGGGGCCCGACUUUGGCAGUGCCUUUGACCAGUUUGGAAGUCCUCGGUGUUCCUAUGGCCUCUUUGCUGAGUGGCCCAGCUAUUCAGGCUAUGAAAAGCUAGGGCCUUACUACUGACCCAAGGACAAAGUCCUGAUUGACUAACUGUUGUUGGCGUGUCCACAGGCCUGGGAGCAGGUCUGAGUGAGAGGUACAGAAUGGUGGAAGAAGUAUGGCUCUGUAUAGCUCUGCAUAAGCCUCCCAGCAAAACCAGAUGUGUGGCCAUCUGCUGGCAGCGGGCUUACAGUCAGAGAAUCAUCUCUGGCACAAAGGGUCUGGUCCAAUUCAGAUAAUUGGCUUUCUACAUGCUCAAAGGACCAGGAGCUCAUGUCUCAGUGCUGCUACUCCUUCCUCUUCUAUACAGCUGCUAGUCUCCAGGGAAACACUGCAAUGUUCCUAUCUGUCUAAGCUAUGUAGUGGUGGCUGCUUUGUAUUGCUUGCCUGGUGUUAAAAGUUUUUUCAGAAUGUGUUCUAACAUUAGAUUUCUAGUGGGCUGUACUUCAGCUGCAGGAGUCUCCUUGCAAAGCUGGCUCAUGCCUGGUGUGAAAUGGAAUGGUUGGCUUGUGGGGGAUGGAGUCUUCUCCUAGCAUGUGUCUUUGUACUGUGAGGUCCUUCCUACUGGAAGCUGAAAGGGUGUUUUGUAAAUGAAGAUGGAACUGUGGUGACAGGACAUGUGGCCCUACAGCCUUCCAUAUUAGGAGACGUAUGUGUCUGUGGGAGAGGAUCUGAUAUGCUUAGUCACCAGUUGUUUUAUCAGCUGAUCUUGAAAAAACUCACUAUACCCUUCGUGUUACCAAAAAUAGAGAUAGUUGUAGCUGUGUGGUGCUUGUAACACAGCUGUGGGUUGACAGCUUUGUCUGCUGCCUUCAAAACCUUUCUUUAACUACAAAUGAUUGAUGCCUUUUCCCCAAAUCCAAAAUCAAGUGUUGGCCAUGCUGGGCUCUGAGAAUGCAGUUCUUCCUCCUGUGGGCUGUAACACAGGGUUUUAUCCAGCUGAGGCUCCAAGUUCUGUCUAGGAGGUCAUGCUAAGGUGUUACAGGAGCAAAUGGUUCCUCUAUGCUGUGUCCUGUUCUAAGAAGGUGACUGUUCUGUAUCUACUGUGGUAGAAGUGCCUUGAAAGGGCAGUAUGUGCAAUCCCAGCAAUGCUUUGGGAUAAGCAGACUUUGGAAAUGGAGUUUCUUCUAGAAAGAUCUAAUGGUUUGUUACUCUGUGCCAUGGACUGCUUGGCAGCUAGUGGCAUGCCACUGAUUGUUUGAGAAUGUUGUUGUUAUACUGGAGGAACAUCAAUGUGCUGAGCUGCUCCUGCUGUUGUAGCAGUAGCUGCCAUUUCAGUCUGAAAAUGCCCAAACUUCACAUCUCUGCUCAUAAAAGGUGACUUGUUCCACCUGUGCAAGGAACUAGCUGUGAGGAGUAAGAGGUGGGAUUUUCCUGACAUCACCCCUGAAUGUGAAAUCCAAUCACUGAUGUGUGCCAUCCGUGUCUUCAGAGAAGGCUUGUCUUCUAGGUGUGCACUGAGGUAGCCAGCUUGUGCAGUGCCAAACAGCCUCACAAAGCUCUGUGCAUGCUGGUCAAGCAGAGUAACUUUAUCCUUCAUCUUAAAGACAAGAGUACUUAAUAGUUUGUAGAAAUAGAGAUCAAGGGAAUCUUACUUUUUCUAGUGCAAAAGCUUUAUAUUGUUUUUGGGUGCCUAUAACAGACUAUGGUUUGGCUGGAAAGAAGCAAUGGGCUAGACUAGGUAACUUUUUAAAUCUAGCUUUUAACUCUGGAGGCUACUGUAUAAAAUAAUUACAAGCUGUUUAACCCUAACAUAGAAGGUGUAUUGUGACCACCAUUGGAUGCCAGAAGGGACAAGAAGAGCUUGUGGAAAGAAUAGCUAGCCUUCAACUGCUGCUUUUUCAAAACCCAACACCGAUGUUUGUCAUCACUGAUCACUUAAACCACAUGGUAAAGCUGCUUGCUGGCCCAGAGGCCAUUUGGAUUGGUUCCUCUGUUGCAGCAGCUUCCCAAGUCAACCCUUUAAGCCUGCAUCUUGUCUCUUUUGAAGGGACUGUUGUCUAGCUAGGCUUGAACUGGGUUUUUUAAACUUAAAGCAAGUCUGAGUUACACUUUUUUUAGUGUGUGGUGUUAAUGCUGUUAAGACACUGACUGUAGAAAAGUCAUGUUCUCCUGGCAUGCUGUAAUGCCUAUGGAGAGCUAUUUGUGGGCUGAAACAAGGCAUGUGUCUAGGAUGCUGUGGAUCAUGGUCUUUCCUUAAGGGCCUGUUCAUUUUCAGGCUGUGGAUGGGGUAUGCUUAGGGAGGGAUACAGAUGAUGAGCAAGAAGAGCAAUGCCCUAAGUAAAAGCUAGGCUGGGAACUGACUGACCAAUAGUGGUUUAAAAAUACUUGUGGCCUUUCCCCUUUCCCCUUGUUUCCAUUUUCCAAUGUGAACAUUGAAGCGAGGGGUUGCUCUCCUCACUCUGUGCCUGGAAGUGCCUUGUGGGGUGUUCUGCAUGUUUGUUUUUAAAAGAUAUUUUUGUACACAACGUUCAAGUGGAAAAUGCACUUUAUAAUUGCCAUGUAAUGACUCUUUUAAAAAACUAUGGUUCUCUUUUUAUCUGAUUGUGAAAAUAAAGGUGGAAUAAUGUUG
Messenger RNA from Pogoniulus pusillus (Red-fronted tinkerbird), 3489 nucleotides. It is a transcript of the gene PPP1R3B, whose product is annotated as protein phosphatase 1 regulatory subunit 3B. Gene Ontology annotation, molecular function: protein phosphatase 1 binding; glycogen binding. Gene Ontology annotation, cellular component: protein phosphatase type 1 complex. Gene Ontology annotation, biological process: regulation of glycogen biosynthetic process. The coding region runs from base 81 to 941 and encodes 286 amino acids. The transcript is spliced from 2 exons. NCBI's taxonomy places the organism in Eukaryota, Metazoa, Chordata, Aves, Piciformes, Lybiidae. The record is from RefSeq and is a predicted model, not a curated record.